Molecule: messenger RNA, 11289 nt
Organism: Mya arenaria
Lineage: Eukaryota; Metazoa; Mollusca; Bivalvia; Myida; Myidae
Product: kinesin-like protein klp-20
Exons: 15
Coding region: 2314-7398 (1694 amino acids)
Biological process (GO): microtubule-based movement
Molecular function (GO): microtubule binding; ATP binding; microtubule motor activity
Source: RefSeq, a predicted model, not a curated record
UUGAAACCUCCCUAGGAGUUGAAAUUAAUGAAAAUGACGAUGAUGAUAUGAUUUUUUGGCAGUUAAUCUUGAAAUUUCAUCCAGAUAGUGAAAUUUGCACAGAAAAAUGGAUUUUUCGAUCAAACUUUCGGAUAAGCUAGUCAAUUAAAACGUCAUAAGGCUAAAACUUUAGCGUCCGGUGGUCUUUGUGAUAGAUAUUGAUGAAACUUGGUGGCAAUUUGAUUUUGUUAUGAAUGCAAAAUAAGUGCAGAUACAAAUAGUAAUGGUGCUUGAAAUGUGGGAAAAUGAACGUCAGGAAAUCUGUCUGAGAAUUACAAAAGAUACAGGAUUUUGUGUAAAUACUUCAAAAGCAUAAUAAGCAGUUGAUUGCAAAGUUUUAAAGUGUAGAAUUUUUUAGCUCGGAUCUAAACAAAUAUUUAGAAAGAUAAGUAAAUAUGAGUUAACGAUUUAUAAUACCUUACCACGGGAAAGAAAAACAUUUUUCCAUUCUUUUGUAACUCGUGAAAACGAAUCAUAACGCAUUCAAGCCUAAUUCAAAAGACUUUGUAAUUGAUAUAUGAACUGUGGAAAGUGAAAAACAAUGGCACUUGAUCUAAUGGUUUUUGCCUAGUGAUCUGGUCUUCAUUUGUUGUGAAAUUAUACUUAAUGGAUUAAAUGUGAAAAACUAAACAUAUUUAAAUGGAUGAACUGUGAAGAAUGGCUAGACUUAAAUAUGGAUGAAAUGAGACAAGUAAACUAUACUUAAAUGGUUGAAAUGUUAAGAAUUCACUAUACUUUAGUGGAUCAAAGUGAAAAUUAACUAUACUUAAUUGGAUGAAAUGUGAAGAUUUAACUUAAAUGGUAAAUGAAAUGUGAAAAAUUUACUAUUAUACUUUAGUAGCUCAUAUGUGAAAAAUUAACUAUACUUAAGUGGAUGAAAUGUGAAAAAUAACUAUACUUAAGUGGAUGGAAUGUGAAAAAUAACUAUACUUAAGUGGAUGGAAUGUGAAAAAUAACUAUACUUAAGUGGAUGGAAUGUGAAAAAUAACUAUACUUAAGUGGAUGGAAUGUGUAAAAUAACUAUACUUAAGUGGAUGGAAUGUGUAAAAUAACUAUACUUAAGUGGAUGCAAUGUGAAAAACUAACUAUACUUAAGUGGAUGGAAUGUGAAAAAUUAACUAUAUUUAAGUGGAUCCAAGUUUAAAAUUAACUAUACUUAAGUGGAUCAAAGUGAAAAAUUAACUAUACUUAAGUAUAUCAAGUGAAAAAUUAGCUGUAGUUAAGUGGAUCAAAGUGAAAAUUUAACUAUACUUAAGUGUUUGAACGUGGAAAAAAAAUGUAGCAUGCAACAACCAUUUUGUAAUAAUUAACAAUUUCAGAAUUGGGUGUCAUGAAUGUUUUCAUAGAAUGAUUGACGAGAUAUUUGUUUGUGAAUCCAAGUAAUUUUUCUUAAAAUAUAGGAGUUUAAUAACAAAAGAUCUAAGGAAUGAGUGAUAUUGUGAUAACAUCUAGUUGUUGGCAAAUAUUGACCAAAAAGUGAUAUAUUUUUAUAUAAAUGUGCAUUUAUAUUAAGAUUUUUGCGUAAGUUUUUGUAAGCAAAUGGAUUUAAGGAUCUAAAUGAAUGAACAAAAUUGCCAAAAAAACAGAUUUAUGGAUCUGUAGGAUAGGAAAUUAUCUUGACCUUAGUUUUAAUACAAGCAAUAUAUUAACCUGCAUGACAAAAUGAACUCCGGGUGAGCUUUAGAAUGAUUACAAAAUAAAUUUAUGGCAUUUUGAAGAUUGGCCCUUGAAGUUUGAAAGGUUUCAACAGAGUCCCAAUGUUGUCUCUGUAAACAUUCACCCAGCAUUGUGAAAGACCAACAUUUUAAAUUUCUGUUUGUAUGUGAUUAUUCAAAGAGUGAUUAGUCUAAUCCCACGGUUUUAAGACUACUUUGUUAUGGUUCCAAAAGCGUGCAACGUUAAGUAAACUUCGCCGAAUUUGGAUGUUCCUAUGGACAGCUAUGAUGUUUAUCGAUUAAACACCGGUUUUGCAAUUGUCAGAUUGCACUGAACUUCAUAUUGUCUUCUGUUUGAGUCCUAAAUGAAUCAUUUAUUUAUCUUAAUCUCGAAGAUAAACAUCUUUCAAGUUUGUACGGCAGGCAAAGAUAAUCAACCAUUUUAAGACCACAUGAAGAAAUAGUAAUUAACAUUUUUACCAAUACUCUCUAGUUUACCAAUCGCAGAUUAUUUGUAAGCUGCUUGAGAUAAUUAUUUAACAUUGACCUUAAUCAUUGAAAAGAAAUAAUCGGAAUGAACAAAUAUUGGUAAUAAGACGUUUAUUGAUGACAAAUAAACAUGUUCAAGACUGAACAAACUAGGACAGCGGCAUUUGCUACUCGGGUAGAUAAACCACUCGAACAGAGCACAUUAAAGAGAGGUAAACGCAAACCCCAAUACCUGGACGUUGCUUUAGCACAAGGAAGCAGUUACGAUCAGUUUUCCAAUACAAAAGCAGCGAAGAAUUCCAAAGGAGAUCAACAUGGACUUAAAAAUGUGACGAAGGAAAAUAAUGUGCCAAAACAGACAAAAGUUAAUGCUUUCACUGGUAAACAAGCUACAGGGGGAUCUAUAACUGCAAGGACUUCAAGUUUAAAUGAUGUGAGAGUGUCAAAGGAUACUUCAAAAACUGUAAAUACUGACAGGUCAGAUAAUACUGCACAUACAUUCAAGGAGAGAGCUAAGUUUGAGAGUCAGAAGAAUCAGAAAUUGUACGAGAGGCUGGACCGUAUGUUAGCUGGUGGAUAUGGCAUAAAAUACCCAGAUCCAGAAGAUAUACCUCCACCAGAUACUGCACCACCAGUGAAAAAUAAGCGCAAAGAGCGAGUGACUGUCAUUACCAAAGAGGCUUUGUUUCCCUCAAUUUCUAAAGAGGCGAGACAGAAGUACACAACUGGAGAUCUACCACACACCGGUGUUGUUAGAGCAAGGCCUGGGAUCAGUGAAGAAAAUGUGACAUUAGAAACAAGAGAGCUUAAAGCUAAAGCCAGGUUAGAUAAGCUUGAUAGAAUUGACUCAUUUUCAUUUGGAGAUUUUACGAGAAAGACUAAGAAUAGACAACCAUUAGCAGGACCUGUACAGUCCAAUGCUAGACCUAUUUUGAAGCAGUCUCCAAAUCCAGAUGAGCAGAUAACGCAGACUGCUAGUAUAAGUGUUGGUAUACCUAUAAAUUCUGGUGAAACCACAAGCAGGCGUCAUAUUGUAGCAGACGUCCCUGUGUAUCUGCCACAUUUUGCAGGCGGGAACCAACCAGUACAGACUGUAGUCAAUGUAGACCCUACAAAGCCGGUUCCCAUUGAUAGAGUAUAUGAAAGUACCAUCCCUGGUGCUAAAUCUCAGCUCAAGCCAGGGCAAAAACUUUAUCAUGCACCUGAAGCUUUUGUUGGCCCAGUGCCAGGAUUGGAUACAGUUGUUUCUGAAGUGCAAGGCGGUGAUCCAGUUUUGAACACAUACAGAUCAUACGGUAACCCUAUAAGUGAACGUCUUCUAAGAGAACAAGCUGAGAGGGGAAGAGAAAUACUUGAUAGAGGAAACUUGAAGUACUUUGAUGAAGAUCCUAAUGAAAGCGAAGAGAGUGGAAAGAAAAGUGUUCCAGCUACAUUACAUUCUGACCCUGGUCCGCAUGAUCGAGUAUUUAGCCAACUAGAUAGAAGUGUUGAUACAAACCGAACAAGUCCUGAAGGAUAUAGAGCACAACUAGAAAGACAACAUAGGUUGGAGAAAGAGGCAAAGAUUAUAAAAAAGGCAGAAGUAAAGCAAGCUUUUAAGGAAGAGCCUGAACAUGGACUAAGUACCAGAAGAGGGAAGUAUGACAAUCAGUAUCAAGUUGAUUUCUAUGCCCAGAAAACAAGGUCAGAAAUAAGACUUAAAAAUAAAGACCUAGAAAGAGAGGAUUCUUGGAUAAAGGAGCAGCUUGAAAAACCAUUAAGGUCUCCAGCAAAUAUGGAUUCGUAUAGAGGUCAAGGUUAUGGUGGAAAUAGUUACAGAGGAGGUCCUUAUGGAGCUGAUACGGAUAGAGGGCAAGGCACGUACAGAGUUGAGGAACAUGACCAAAAAAGAGACAAUAGGUCAUACAAACUUCCUGAUGCAAUUAAAGAGAGAGAAAGGUAUGGGGAAAGAGAUCAGAACAGAUACAGUGACAGAGGUGAAAGAACAUAUAGGGAAGAAGAUAAACAUAGACAAGAAAUCAGGGAGAGAGAAAGGAGACCACCUGAUAGAGAUGUGUUGCCCUAUGAUUCAAGAUACGAAAGAGAGAGAAGAGAUAUGAGGAGAGAAGAAGGAAGGGAAAAGAGAGACUAUGUAAGAGACGACAUAGAUAGGAAAGAGCAUGAAAGAAGAGAUGAAAAAAGAGAACUUGAUAGACGGGAUGAAAGGAGAAGUGAACCUUAUAGAGGAAGGGAGGAAAGGAAAAGUUAUGAACCUGACAGAGAAACGGAGAGAUAUAAUGACAGAGAUAGAAACACCUUUGGUAAAGAUGAUAGAAGAGUUAUUGAUAGUGAAAGGCGAGACACAAGUGUUGGACAAGGUAGGCCAAAUGGAGUAAGGGAUGAGAGGGAUAGGAGAGACUACAGAGAUGAUGCUAGAUACGAUAGAAGCCAAAGACAGGAAACAAAUAGAGAAAGAGACAGGUAUGAAACUCAAAGAAGUGAUGACACUAGGCAAAGGCCUUCACCAGGAGAAGACAGGUCAAGGCCUUCACAAGGAGAAGACAGGUCAAGAAAUGGGAACAGAAAUAGUGAUGGAAAGGUGCAGUAUGUUCUUAGGAGUAAAAGUAGUGAAAUGAGAAAAUCUAGGUCUUCACAAAAAAGUGGGCCAUUGCCAGAAAGUGUACCACCAUCUUCUACUGAGUUAGUAAGAGAGAAGAGUACUAGGUCUUCCAAAUAUUCAUUUGAUAGCAAUAAACUUUCACCAGGUGUACAGGCUUCCAGACCAAGUGGAAAUAGUCCAAAAGCAUUGCCUACUUAUGAAACUGCAGCACCAGCAGCAGAUAAAAAAUCUGAUGACAUGAAUAAAUACUUUGAUGAUCCAGACAGGCCAGUUAGUCCUACCUACUAUUCAGACAGUUCAAAGAAAGGGUUUACAAAACCAAAAGAUUUUAGAAAUGGUGAACUCAUGACUCCUGUGCAAGAAAUGUCCGUAAAAAUGUCAGAGGAUGAUGAUAAAGAAAGCAACGCCACAAAGAAAGAUAAAAGUGUUAAAGAAUCAAUAGAUCCAUAUGAAAGAAGUGAUAAACCAAAGCUUUUGUUAGUCAAUGAAAAUAAACAUGACAUAAAGGAGGAUAGGCGAUCACCAUGGAGAAAGGAUGAAGAAACACCAAGAGAUGGAAAAAGUCCUUCUUUGAAAGAAGACCCACCAAGUAGGUUAAUGAGAAUUGAUUCUGACAGAGAUUUGCAUAGACAGUUAUCUAAGGGUCCUGACUCUGUUGAAGUUAUAAAAGAAAGAAUAAGAGAGAAAACAUUGGAAAAAAUGAAAGAGAAAGAAAUGAAAAUAGAAUUGAAACCGGAAAGGGAAAGAACUAUUGAUAGUCAAGGACCGACUGAUAAUAAAGACAAGAUUGAGGUUGAGGAUGAAGAUUUGGAUGACUUGGAUUUAGACAAUAUUGAAACUGAAAUGGAUGGUAAUGAGUUAUACGUAUGUUAUCUAGUCACUGAUAAUGGUGAAAAGAUAGGUCCACUGAAAUUAGACAUAAAUGAUGUAAAAGUUGGACUGCCAAAUGCUGAGAAGUUGGAUAAACUAAUGAAAGAAGAGGAAGCAAAAUCUAAAGAAGAGGAAUCACAGUCGAAGGAAGUAAAUGAUGAAGGUAUGCGGAACAGGCAGACGGGGUCACAUGGUCUCAACGAAUUUUCUAGUCGCAGUCACAGUAUGCUGAUGCUCACGAUUGACUCAGAAAUGCAGGAUCCUGACGACGAAAACCUCUACAUCACCAAACGGGGAAAACUGACUUUUGUGGACCUUGCAGGGAGUGAAAAGGUGAAAGACUCUAACUCCACAUCAGACACGCUAGUGGAAUCCAACAGUAUCAACAAAAGUCUUCUAGUGCUAGGAAAUUGUAUAUCAUCGCUGGGUGACCACAAGCGACGACUGGGCCAUAUUCCGUACAGAGACAGCAAACUAACGAAACUCCUCGCGGACAGUCUAGGCGGGAACGGAGUCACUCUCAUGAUCUGUUGUAUCACGCCUUCUUCCCAUCAUGCAUCGGAAACGAUGAACACGUUGCGGUAUGCAAGCAGGGCAAAGAAAAUACGAACAAAGCCAGUCGUGAAAAUGGACCCGCGGGAAAAGUUGAUUCUCAGUCUGAAGCGGGAAAUCAAGGUGCUGCGGAAUGAAAACCAUUACCUUAGAGAGCAGCCCAAACCUAAGUCAAAAACAGACACUAAAACACCUGGCAAAGAAAAGUCUGAAAAACCGAAACUGGAAUUCCCGGCAAAACCAAAGGGUCAGCUGCAGAAGGAGAAUGACCAGAAGUUUGCACAGAUGAUCAAGGAGACUAAUGGUAAACCUGCGGAAACUAACACCGCACCUACAGCACCUAGUAACCCUGACAAGAUGAAGCAGAAUGGGGUCAGUGAGGAGGCGGGGCUUUAUGAGAUGCUACAGGAAUAUAUGGUGGAAAAUGAGGCACUCAGGACGGAUAACGCGGAGAUGCAGGUGAACAAAGACAAAAUCCGACAGGACCAGCAACUUUUGUAUCGCGAUAACGAGAGACUUAUGAAAAGGGUUGAUGACUUGGAAAGGAGAUUAAACCAUGCUUCAACCUCCUGGCAGUCAAUGCCCCGACAAGGGUCACACCCCUCCCGUGAUGCCUCCCCUAGGGGGUCACCACAGUACGGCAGGGCAGGGGGAAGUGGGGGGAGAGGCCCACAACCCAGAUUACCUCCGCCUCCUAGCGACUUACCAUUACGGGAAAACCCCGCUUUGCGGGAAAACCCAGCAUUAAGAGAUCCUGUUUAUCCUGGCUCUCCACAGGGGCAGCAACAGGGGUAUCAGAGUCCGACCGGGGGCAACGGGAAGGGUAAACCAUCACCCCAGGGCCGGGGCCAGCCCAUGAAACCUCCACACAGAUUGCAAGAUAAUAUACCACCACAAAGGCCAUUGCAUGAACAGAACGGUCCACAGCACAUGAAUGGUCAUCACCAGGGCUACAAUGGUCAGGGGCCACAUCCGGUGGGCCACCCCAGUGGUCAAUAUCGACCCGCCCAGAUCAGCAGCCCAAACAGGCCUAAUGAUCUGCGGAUGGACAGUCGUAGGUCUUCCCAGUCCUCCAGCUCAGAUGCAAUACGAGAUAUGAAUGAACGUCUGCGACAAGAACUUAUGCAGUUAGACGGCGAGAUUCAUCAUCACCAGGCAAUUCAUCAACGACCUCCAUAUAAUAACGUGAGAUGAUAGAACAACAUCACCAUGCUUACCAUGAUGUCAUAACACCCUGCUGCUAUGGUGACCAUCAUGCCGUUCAUCAACGACCUCCAUAUAAUAACAUGAGAUGAAAGAAUAACAUCACCUUGGUUACCAUGAUGUCAUAUCACCCUAUUGCUUUAGUGACCAUUAUGUCGUUCAUCAGAGACCCUUUGUAUAAUAACGUGAGAUGAUAGAAAAUUGUUACUAUGGUUAACAUGACGCCAUUACUCUUUGUUGCUAUGGAGACCAUUACGUCAUUCAUCAGAGACCCUUUGUAGGAUAAUGUGAGAUGAUAUAAAAAAAAAAUGUAACCAUGGUUACCGUGAUGUCAUAGUUUCAGUACUUUUCAUUGCUUUGGAGACCAUGAGGUCAUUCAACAGAAUCUUCCGUAUAAUAACAUGUAGUUAUAGUUAAAAGGAAGUUGUCACUGUGGUUGCUGUGACAUCGUAACUUCCUGCUGCUAUGGGGACAUCAUCACUAUGAUUACUAUGAUAUCAUAACUUCCUGUCGCUAUUGGGGAAAUCAUCACUAUGGUUACUGUGAUUUCAUUUCUUCAUGUUGCUAUGGAAACUUGGGGACACAAGUCACAUGUUGUCUGAUGGUUAUGGAUUUUGUGUUGUCCGAAUUUUAGUAAGGAGUAUAUUUUUGAAAUAAAAGUGUUAUUAAUUAUAAAUAUUCAAUAUAUAGCUUGUUUUUCUAGGGAAAUUACAUCUUAUUCAGUGAUGUUGUAUUGUUACAUGUUCAUACAUGCCAUAUUUUCUGGAGAACAUUCAGGGGGAUUUGUUCAGAACGGCUGAAAUUUAGGGGGAUUUUGGUAGUAUUCAGGGGGAUUUUUUUAGCUGGUUUAAGUCGGCAAAAUUUCAAAGUAUUUUUAGACGCAAGAACGAAAAAAUAUAUUUACAUAUAUUUUGCUAUGAAAACCUCUAACUUUUUCAUUAUACAGAAUUAUUUUAUGUCAUGAUUUAUCAUAUUCUUAUGAUACAUUGUCAUGUCAUACUGUAAUACUGUAAAUUAAAUUUACCUUCCUCCAAAGUCUUUUAAAAAAUUCUGCUUAAUACUAUCAGCUAUGAUGACGUUCAGACACUAAGAGAAUGGAAUGAAUAUUAUUAAUUUCUUCCUUUUUCAAAAUAGUAAUAUUUCUUUGCCUUUGAUCAUUACUUCAAAUUAAUUGUUCACUUGUUGUCAAGGUUUCCUUUUGGCAUUUAUCAAACCUUUUUUUAACAGUAAUUUCACCCUUGAGGAGUUGUUUCUUUACAUUCAGUUUCACUCACAUACUGUGGUUUCAACUUGGUCAUUAUUGCCUGAUGUAAAAUCUCUAAAAAAAAAAAAAAAUGUUUUUUUUAAUUACGGGGGAUUUUUACCUCCCGCCGGGAGACCGGGGGAAAUGGAUCGAAAUUCCGGGGGAUUUUUCCCCCCGCCGGGGGAUAUGGCAUGUAUGCAUGUUAACUUCAACUAUUGUUACCAGGGCAACACAAAACUUGUAUACAAUACGUUAUCUUUUUCAGAACUUUUAAGCAUAAGAAAACAAAUGUUAUGGGUAAUUUUGUUUAUUUUUAUAAUGCUUUUGUUGAAAAACAUGUUAAAGCUGAUAUUUUUCAUUGAGAGGAGGACUCUUCAGUGUAAAAAAACAUUAUGUUGUUAUUGGUACAAAAUAUCUAUGUUGUGCCUUAAAUGUUUAAACCACAUUCCAUUUGUUAUAAAAUGUCGCCUUGCACACACACAUAUACAUAUAUAAAUACGUAUAUCAAUAUUUUUUGUUAAUGUAGUAGAACUAUAUCAAGGGCUGAUUGUUUAGAACUUUGUUAACGUAACACUGUUGUUAACAUCAUCGUUGUUAAUGUUCCAAUCUUUACUUCUUUGGAGGUUUAAUGAUGGACAUGUGUAGUAUUUCUUACACGUAUUGAGACAAAUGUUUCAGCUGUGUUUGUUCUUUUCAAAUACAUCAGCACGUUAAUGAAAAGUUAACAAUGACGCAGUUAACAACGUCGUUAACUUUAACAAAUUUCUGAACAAUCAGCCUAAAAAGUUUUGAAAAUUGUUAAGUUUGUUGUAAAAAGUAUAGACAUGUAUACGCUACUCUAAGAUUGUUCAAAGACAAAAUAGUGUCUCUCAUCAAGCAAACUGUGAUACUGUGUUAAAAUGUAUAUGUAGAUGGAAAAAUGUUGGGUACGUAUACUGAAUUACUCUUCAUUGUUAAUUCUUAGGAACACUUCCAUUUGUUGCUAAAUAUUUUUUUAAACUAAGUUUUUUUUGGAAAAAGUGAUUGGCUGUAGAUGUCCUUUCAUUUUCAUAUAUGGCAAAACAGGUUGUUAAUUUGUAGUUAUUUGAUAUUUAUUCAGUUGUACAUGGCUGUAGAUUGUUGAAUUUGCAUGUUUAUUGUACAAAAUAAGUAUGUUUUUGUAUUGUACAUAAAAUCAACACAGUGCAUUAUCGCUUUUCAUGCACUAAACCUGCAAUCGUAAGUGUCUCCCGAUAUUUUAUACUGUGUUAUUAACUCAUUUGUUUUUUCAAAGAAAAAAGUCCUGGCACUUUUUAUAGCCUUGAUGUUGUUGUUAGCAGCCUUGUUUAAGAUGGCGUGGCUGUUUGCAUUGUGGGAAAACUUGAAUGUGACCUUGAAAAGAAGUAAAGAAGCUAAAUGGUACACAUUUUAUACAAUGUUAUCCUCUUCUGCUAGUAUAUAUAUAUAUAUAUAUAUAUAUAUAUAUAUAUAUGUAUAUAUCUAUAAAAUUAAAGCCAAUAUGCCCAUUUCUCUAGCUAAAAUAUCAUUUGAAUAAAGCACCAUUUUAUCAACUGAGAAGAGCGGACAGGCGUUUAUUGAUUUUUGUUGAGAUAUUUUUAUGAAAUUUUGUUGUUUUAAAAGAAAUUGUUUGUAAUUAUAAGAUUAUCUUGAAGUCUCAGAACUGUUUUGUAAAUAUUCAGUUUUACUGUAACAGAGCUUUUAAUUCAUGGGCUUUUAAGAAAGUUAUUGGUGUUUUCUUUUAUAUCAUGGGUUUCAUAAUGAAAUCAUUAAUGUUUUUUUUGUUAAUUCAUUGGCUUUUAAGAAGGUUAUUUUUGUUUUGUUUUUAAUUCAUGGGCUUUAAAAUGGUCAAAGGUAUAUUAUUUUUAAUUCAUUGGCUUCUACAAAGGUCAUUGGUGUAUUUUUAAUUCAUGGGCUUUUAUGAAGGUCAUUGGUAUUUCCUUGUUAAUUCAUGGGCUUUUAUGAAGGUCAUUGGUAUUUCCUUGUUAAUUCAUGGGCUUUUAUGAAGGUCAUUGGUAUUUCCUUGUUAAUUCAUGGUCUUCUAACAAGGUCAUUGGUAUUUUCUUUUGAAUUCAUGGGAUUUUUUUUGAAUUUCAAGUGUUUCUUCAUUGGAACUGAAAAACAGAGAAAAUCUUAAAAAGUUGACAAAUUUACAUAAAAGCUUUCACAAUUAACAUUGAUUACAGUACAAGUGGCCAUAUUUAUAAUAUAAACAAUUCAUUCAUUUACUUUGUGUUUAAUUUAUUGAAGUAACUAAGCUGUCUACAUGUAUAUUAUUUAAAGCAAAAAGCAAAAAAAAUACCAUUAACAAAAAAUACUUGUGGUUCAUUUUUGUUGAGAGACACUUUGUUCAUAUUAUAUUUUUUAAAUGUACUAUGGCUUAGACCUAGUCAUAAUUGUUAAAGCAGUGAUAUAUUUUAGACAAUGUUUUCUUUUGUUCUUUAUAUACAAGAGCUCCGUCCAUUUAUUUAUUUAUUGCUCAACUCUGUAUUUUCAUUGAUACAAUUUUAUAACGUGUCAUAUGUUUUAGUUUGAUUUCCAAACCAUUCCCUUGACGUCUUACAUAUGAAUGCAUGAACUAUCUUAUUAUUAUAAAUUGUUUGUGUAAUAUACCACAGAAACAAAAUAAAAUUUAAAUGUUU